GGGGAGAAAGGUAGCUCAGUCUGCAGAUGGUGCACUGGUUACUGCUGUGGUAGAUAUUUUUUUUGGAGGGAGAGGGGGAGAUUGGAGAGAGGGUUUCCCUGCAAGAAAUAGAUUUAAGAUUUUUUCUUUUUCUUGUGAAAGAGAGAGGCAGUGGGUAACAUUACCUUUUAUAUAGCAGAUCAGGUAUGCAUGCAUGCAUGUGCUGAAAUCCUAAUCUGUUAGGGAUAGUUUUUUUCCGAGGAUUAAGGAGGUUGCAGAUGCUCUGAAUUAAUGUACUGCUGUGGGCUUUGCUUUCACCAUGUCAAAGAGGAUUCAUGAUGUCAUCUCUUUCCAUUGUGUUCCUCACCUGUCGUCUUGGUAGGAUCUAGCUACAGAAUGAACAUAGCAGCGGUGUUUAAUGCCCUGCUAGUGUCUGCCCUUGCAGUUGUGCUGUGGAAAUACAUCAAGCUGCGAGAGCACGUCUUCGUGGUUGAAGAAGAGCUGGUCCUCACUCGCCAGUCCCAGGAACUCUCUCAAGUCCAGAUUGACUACCAUGCGGCUCUUCAGGCUCUGGUGGAGGAUGGUACCAGGAUGGUGUGCACAGGCAGGAUGCACACGGAUCGCAUCUGCCGCUUUGAGUCCCUCUGUUACUCCACUGAGGCAGAGGAAUUUGUCUUCUUUCACAGCAACGCGUCAGUUAUGCUUCCCAACCUUGGCUCCAGGAGAUUCCAGCCUGCCUUGCUUGAUCUCUCCUCGGUGGAGGACCACAACACCCAAUAUUUCAACUUUGUGGAACUGCCAGUUGCUGCAUUGAAAUUCAUGCCAAAGCCAGUCUUUGUGCCUGAUGUGGCGCUCAUCGCCAACCGAUUCAACCCGGACAACUUGAUGCACGUCUUCCAUGAUGACCUCCUCCCGAUCUUCUACACCAUGCAGCAGUUCCCGGACUUGGAUCUGGAGUCACGACUCUUCUUCAUGGAGGGGUGGAGUGAAGGCCUCCACUUCGAUCUCUACAAGUUACUGAGUAACAAACAGCCACUCCUCAGAGAGCAGCUUAAAACCUUGGGCAGGCUCCUUUGUUUUACCAAAUCUUAUGUAGGGCUGUCCAAAAUCACCACAUGGUACCAAUAUGGAUUUGUUCAGCCACAAGGACCAAAGGCGAACAUCUUGGUUUCUGGCAAUGAGAUCAGGCAUUUCUCCAAGUUCAUGAUGGAGAAGCUGAAUGUCAGCUUGGAAGAAAGUGCCAGUGAGGAGUAUAUUGUAGUAUUCAGUCGAACAAUCAACAGACUAAUCCUAAAUGAGGCAGAACUAAUCUUGGCGCUUGCCCAGGAGUUUCAGAUGAAAACCAUUACAGUCUCCAUAGAGGACCAUUCAUUUUCUCACAUUGUACGUCUGAUCAGCAAUGCAUCCAUGCUGGUCAGCAUGCACGGAGCCCAAUUAGUGAUGUCUCUCUUCCUUCCAAGAGGGGCCACUGUCGUGGAGCUCUUUCCUUAUGCGAUCAACCCCGAACACUAUACCCCAUACAAAACACUGUCAGUGCUCCCUGGCAUGGAUCUCCAGUACAUUGCCUGGCAGAACACUGAUCAGGAAAACACUGUAACCUUUCCUGACAGGCCAUGGGACCAGGGAGGAAUUGCUCACUUAGACAAGGCAGAGCAGGAACGCAUAAUAAAGAGCAAGGAGGUUCCACGCCACCUUUGCUGUCGGAACCCGGAAUGGCUUUUCCGUGUCUACCAGGAUACAAGAGUUGACAUCCUUUCCCUUAUCCAGGUGAUCAGGCAAACAGUGAAAUUAAAGCCUGGACCCAAGAAGCAGAAGUGGACUAGUGAUCUGUACCCUGGCAAGGUUAGGGAUGCUAAGUGUCAAGCCUCUGUCCAAGGUACUAGUGAAGCGAAGCUCUCUGUGUCUUGGCAGAUCCCCUGGAACCUUAAGUAUCUGAAGGUCAGGGAGGUGAAAUAUGAAGUGUGGAUACAGGAGCAAGGUGAAAACACUUACAUGCCUUAUAUUUUGUCACACCAGAAUCACACCUUUUCAGAAAACAUUAAGCCAUUCACGAUAUAUGUGGUGUGGAUCCGCUGCAUCUUCAACAAAAAUCUCCUUGGACCUUUCACAGAUGUGCUCUUGUGUAGUACAUAACCCACUCUUUCUCUCAUCUGUCGAGUCCUUCUGUGCACCCCACCCCAUCAGUGGUUUUAAAAACCUGUUAUCCUGUAGUUUUUUUUUUUAGAGGGCUGAAGAGGACCAGACCAUGCCAAUUCCUAAGUGCCCAUUUCAUUGUAUUUAAUGUGUGAAUUCUCUAGGUGGCAUUUAUUUCCAUUUGAUGUAAGAGCUCUCUGUUCCUGAAAGUAACCUCCAGAAAUGAAAUUACAAGCUGAAUACCUGUAAUUUGAAAAGCAGAAUGGAAGUGAAUCGUGUGUAAUUUGCUAGUGAUUUGAAUCUUUCUGUCGUGCAGUGAGUAUUUAAGUGCAGCAUUAAACUACAAUUAUAUGGCUAGGUGGACAAUUGUCAUCAUCUUUCCCCAUUAUAACUUAUUUUUAAAAGCUGUAUCUGUAACUCACGUACAGGAUUUGGUACAAGAGUAUUCAUUAAAUUAUUGUAAACCCCUUCAAGAGUUCUUUCCUCUUCGUAUCUGUCAAAAUGAUAGUUUUGUAAGAAUUAUCCAAGAUCAUGGUGAAAUGUAUGUGUGGGUAGCUCUUUCUCUCUUUUUCUCUCUUUUUCCUUCCCUCCAUAUUUUGACUGAGAGGAAUAAGACUGCAGCAUCAAUUCUGUUUAAAAAUCAGGUUUUACUCUACCCCAGUAGCAACACAAAAAACUGUUAAAAGGGAGAAGCAACAGACGGAAGAUGAAAAGGGAUACAGUGGGUAAAACAGCUGAGUGUGGGUGGGUAGUGCAAGCAGUAAUUAUUAUGUUUUAAGGUCUGUUUGCAUUUUGUAAGCUGUAGACUAGUUUACGGUUCUGUAGGUUGGGUGAGGAAUGGUGGAGGGAGGAUGGUGGGGACAGUUUACUCCAACUUAACAAUUUAUAUAAACCUUUUGUUUUCUGAAGUACAGUAUAACCCUGUUCACAACAGCCACCAAGGGACUAAUAAUUCUAUGGACACUUUAACAGGUGGUUGCUUAACUCUGAUUAAUAGGUGAGCUCUCUCUUAUGGGAUCAGAGAUUUUUAGUGACUGUUAGUAGACAAAACUACAGUUAACAGGUAAUCACUAGCAUAUGUCACUCUAUUAUACCGAAGAGAAAUUGUGUGCUAUGGGCUAAAUUCUGAUCUCGGUUACACCGAAGUCCAGAAGAACUCCACUGAAGUCAGUGGCAAGGGCAUCAGAACCUU
Molecule: messenger RNA, 3304 nt
Organism: Chelonoidis abingdonii (Abingdon island giant tortoise)
Lineage: Eukaryota; Metazoa; Chordata; Testudines; Testudinidae
Gene: POMGNT2
Product: protein O-linked mannose N-acetylglucosaminyltransferase 2 (beta 1,4-)
Biological process (GO): protein O-linked glycosylation via mannose
Cellular component (GO): endoplasmic reticulum
Molecular function (GO): protein binding; protein O-acetylglucosaminyltransferase activity
Source: RefSeq, a predicted model, not a curated record